GCCGAGAGGCGCACACGAGCAGCCGAGGGUGGGAGGGAGGCAGCCAGCCACGGGGGAAGAAGGAAGGGAGGACUCGCCAGGGUGCAAGGGAGCCCUCGCCACCCCCGCCGCCACCGCCGCCGCGUCCUUCUUGAGAGGCGCCACCGCAGGCCGCUCAAUGCUGCACCUUCCGGAGCUGCAGGAGGGGCCGGUAGAGGACUGUGGCGAGGAGAACUUCCUCACCGGCAGCGCCAGGAUGGAGUUCCCACCCGCCCAACCAAAGCCUCCAGCCGAUGGCAAGAUCAUCUUCUAUCCUCCGGGAGUCAAAGAGAUCACGGACAAAAUUACCAACGAUGAAGUGGUCAAGCGCCUCAAGAUGGUAGUGAAAACAUUUAUGGAUAUGGACCAGGACUCAGAAGAUGAGAAACAACAAUAUCUCCCUUUAGCAUUGCACCUUGCAUCAGAAUUCUUCCUCAGGAAUCCCAAUAAAGAUGUCCGUCUUCUUGUAGCAUGUUGCUUGGCUGAUAUCUUUCGAAUUUAUGCCCCAGAAGCCCCUUACACCUCCCAUGACAAACUCAAGGAUAUAUUCUUGUUUAUUACAAGGCAAUUAAAAGGUUUGGAGGACACGAAAAGCCCUCAAUUUAACAGAUACUUUUAUUUACUAGAGAAUUUAGCUUGGGUUAAAUCUUACAACAUCUGCUUUGAGUUGGAAGAUUGCAAUGAGAUUUUUAUUCAACUUUUUAGGACUCUCUUUUCAGUUAUCAAUAAUAGCCACAACCAGAAAGUGCAGAUGCACAUGUUAGAUUUGAUGAGUUCUAUCAUCAUGGAAGGCGAUGGAGUGACACAAGAACUAUUGGACUCGAUUCUUAUCAACCUCAUUCCUGCACACAAGAACCUUAAUAAACAGGCAUUUGAUCUUGCUAAAGUUCUGUUGAAAAGGACGGUCCAGACGAUUGAGCCUUGUAUUGCCAAUUUUUUUAACCAGGUUCUGGUACUAGGAAAGUCUUCUGUAAGUGAUUUGUCAGAGCAUGUAUUUGACCUAAUACAAGAGCUUUUUGCUAUUGAUCCUAGUUUAUUGCUGUCUGUCAUGCCACAGCUUGAGUUCAAACUAAAGAGUAAUGAUGGAGAGGAACGUUUAGCUGUUGUAAGGCUUUUAGCUAAGCUGUUUGGUUCUAAAGAUUCUGACCUUGCAACACAAAACCGUCCACUUUGGCAGUGCUUUCUUGGCCGAUUUAAUGAUAUCCAUGUUCCUGUGAGAUUAGAAAGUGUGAAAUUUGCAAGUCACUGUUUAAUGAACCAUCCAGAUUUAGCAAAAGAUCUCACUGAGUACCUAAAAGUUAGAUCACAUGAUCCAGAAGAAGCCAUUCGACAUGAUGUCAUUGUUACAAUAAUAACUGCUGGUAAGAGGGACCUCUCUUUGGUCAAUGACCAGCUACUAGGCUUUGUCAGAGAGAGAACGCUGGACAAGAGGUGGCGAGUAAGAAAAGAAGCCAUGAUGGGCCUUGCCCAGCUAUAUAAGAAAUACUGUCUUCAUGCUGAAGCUGGGAAAGACGCAGCGGAGAAAGUGAGCUGGAUUAAGGAUAAACUUUUGCACAUAUAUUAUCAGAAUAGUAUCGAUGACAAAUUACUGGUAGAGAAAAUCUUUGCUCAAUAUCUUGUUCCUCAUAAUUUGGAAACAGAAGAGAGAAUGAAAUGUUUAUAUUAUUUGUAUGCUAGCUUAGACCCAAAUGCUGUUAAGGCACUGAAUGAAAUGUGGAAGUGCCAGAACAUGCUUAGGAGUCAUGUACGGGAGUUACUAGACUUGCAUAAGCAGCCCCUUUCAGAAGCAAACAAUUCUGCUAUGUUUGGAAAGCUGAUGACCAUAGCAAAAAACCUUCCUGAUCCUGGGAAGGCGCAGGACUUUGUGAAAAAGUUUAACCAGGUUCUUGGUGAUGAUGAGAAGCUCCGUUCUCAGCUUGAACUUUUGAUCAGUCCUACAUGUUCCUGUAAACAGGCAGAUGUUUGUGUGAGGGAAAUUGCACGAAAACUUGCUAAUCCUAAGCAACCAACCAAUCCUUUCUUGGAGAUGGUAAAAUUUCUUUUAGAAAGAAUUGCCCCUGUACACAUUGAUUCUGAAGCCAUUAGUGCAUUAGUAAAGCUGAUGAAUAAAUCAAUAGAAGGGACAGCUGAUGAUGAAGAGGAAGGUGUAAGCCCAGAUGCAGCUAUUCGUUCAGGGCUUGAACUUCUCAAGGUUCUGUCUUUCACGCAUCCUACCUCGUUCCACUCUGCAGAGACAUAUGAAUCUCUCCUGCAGUGCCUCAGGAUGGAAGAUGAUAAGGUAGCAGAGGCAGCCAUUCAGAUAUUCAGAAAUACCGGUCACAAAAUAGAAACUGAUCUCCCUCAGAUAAGAUCAACUCUAAUCCCGAUCUUGCAUCAAAAAGCAAAGAGAGGAACGCCUCACCAAGCAAAACAAGCUGUCCAUUGUAUACACGCCAUAUUUUCAAAUAAAGAAGUUCAGCUUGCACAAAUCUUUGAGCCUCUGAGUAGAAGUUUGAAUGCUGAUGUUCCAGAGCAGCUUAUAACUCCGCUAGUUUCUUUGGGUCACAUUUCUAUGUUGGCACCAGAUCAGUUUGCAUCACCAAUGAAAUCUGUAGUUGCAAAUUUUAUUGUAAAAGAUCUCCUGAUGAAUGACAGGUCUACAGGUGAGAAGAAUGGAAAGUUGUGGUCACCAGAUGAAGAGGUUUCUCCAGAAGUUCUAGCAAAGGUUCAAGCAAUUAAACUUCUAGUACGUUGGCUCUUUGGUAUGAAAAACAACCAGUCAAAAUCUGCAAAUUCCACACUUCGGUUAUUAUCAGCAAUGUUGGUCAGUGAAGGAGACUUGACAGAACAGAAGAGAAUCAGUAAAUCUGACAUGUCCCGUCUGCGACUGGCUGCUGGCGGUGCCAUAAUGAAACUUGCACAAGAACCUUGUUACCAUGAAAUUAUAACCCCAGAGCAGUUCCAACUCUGUGCACUGGUAAUUAAUGAUGAAUGUUACCAGGUGAGACAGAUAUUUGCUCAGAAGCUACACAAGGCACUAGUAAAAUUAUUGCUCCCAUUGGAGUACAUGGCAAUAUUUGCACUGUGUGCCAAAGAUCCUGUAAAAGAAAGGAGAGCCCACGCAAGACAGUGUUUGCUUAAAAAUAUUAGCAUACGGCGGGAGUACAUUAAGCAGAACCCUAUGGCCAAUGAAAAACUGUUAUCCCUGCUGCCUGAAUAUGUGGUACCAUACAUGAUUCACUUGCUGGCUCAUGAUCCGGAUUUUACAAAACCUCAAGAUGUUGAUCAACUUCGUGAUAUCAAAGAGUGCCUCUGGUUCAUGUUAGAAGUCUUAAUGACAAAGAAUGAAAACAACAGUCAUGCCUUCAUGAAAAAAAUGACAGAAAGUAUCAAACUUACAAGAGAUGCACAGUCACCAGAUGAGCCAAAGGCAAAUGAAAAACUCUAUACUGUGUGUGAUGUGGCCCUGUGUGUGAUCAACAGCAAAAGCGCUUUAUGUAAUGCAGAAUCCCCAAAGGAUCCCGCACUACCAACCAGAUUUUUUACACAACCUGAGAAGGAUUUUUGCAAUGACAAGAACUAUAUUUCAGAGGAGACAAGAGUUCUACUUUUAACAGGAAAGCCUAAACCAACUGGUGUAUUGGGUGCGGUAAAUAAGCCUUUAUCUGCAACUGGAAGGAGGCCAUAUAUCCGGAGCACAGGAUCCGAAACUGGAAGCAAUAAUAGUGUAAAUUCAGAGCUGAGCUCUCCUGCAGGAAACAAAUCAAGGGAGCAGAGCACAGAUAUAUCGGAAAUUGGUGUCAGUGAAAAUGACGAAAAUCCAGUGAGAAUUAUUUCUGUCAUUCCAGCAAAAACUGAACCUGUAAAGAAUAAGGAGAUUAAUUCUGAUCAGACAACGCAAGGAAAUGGGAGCGCCGAACGUGGGAAGAAAAGGACCACGGUAGCAGCUGGAACAGAGAAUAUUCAUCAAAAGCCAGAAGAAAAGAAGACAGAUGAAACGGGUCAGCCUGCCCCUCCCAAACCACGACGGGGGCGUCCACCCAAGUCCGAAACUCAGGGCAUCACAGCAAAAAAUGCCGAAGGAAGUAAAACAUCCGGUAGAGGACGGAAAAGGGCAGCACCAAGUCAAGAGGGUCCAGGUGGUUUAGAGGCAGCGAAUGCCAAGACACCAAAACAACAAGAUGCAGUGAAAAAGGCAGUACCAGCACAGAGGCAGAUAGAUCUACAAAGAAGCCAGGUGCUGGGAAGUGAUGGAGAUUCAGUGAUGGAGAUAGAAUCAAGUCCUGGAUAUUCUCCAAGUGAAAUGGAUCUUUUUAAACUUUGUGAGAGCAGCCAGGAAGACACUGAGGAUUCAGAGGGAGGCUUCCUGAAGGUAAAAAGAAAACUUCCUUGCAAAGGGAGGAAAGAAGGGCCAAAUGAAGGCAUGCUCCAAGCUUCUGCAAAAACGAAGAAACUUCCUGUAUAGGUGCUGAAAAUACUUCGGAUCACACAGCUUUCAGCUCUAAAAACAGAAGGAGAACUCCUUCCCUUUCAGAUAAAAUUAAUCUGCAGAAACUCUUGAGAGAGGCUAAAAGCAUCUGUACUUAUUUCCCCUGAGACUUUUUUUUAUGAAAAGUCAAUAAUUAAGCAAAUUGCUUAACACUUGAUUCCAGUUUCUGCAUAUCUGGAGUUUAAAAGUGUUUUACUCCCAUUAAUUUUCAUGCCGCAUUUUUUUUUAGAAGGAAGUCAAAGUGAGGUUCUUAAAGCAAUGUUAAAACCAAGUCUUCUCCAUCUCUUUUGAAGAAAGAAGCCUACUACUGAAUGGUUUUGAAUCCACGACAAGAAAAAUAACCCAAAUUCUCAUCGUAUUUGCUUUUGGAGACUCUUAUGUAUAAUUCUUUCCAGCAAAAUAAGAUGUACAGAUUUUGGUUCCUGCUAUGAGAAGUCACAUAGUGGCAAUUUUUAUACAUGUUGCUUUCUGACUUUUAUCAGAGUGGGAAACUAAUCAAUUGAUUAUUGAUUUGCAAGUAGACAUUUCACUUUUUUUAAUUUCCCCCUCUAUUUUAGUUUAAUAUAAUUUGCAAUAAAUGUACAUAUUGUUGGUUGUUUUAUAAAACAUAUAUCACUUCUAAAUGGGUUUACUCCUGUGGUUCUGUUGGAAUAUUCUAAAAUUGAGUAAUGGAGUAAAGCGAUCCCGGCAUUUGAUUAAUUUUAUAAUGUUUGUCACCAGAUUUUUAUUAUUGAUGUAAAAAAUCAAUUUUUAAAAAUAGUUGGACUUUUGGCAGCUUCGUAAAGGAACGUUGAAAAUGUUUAGGAUUGCUCUCAAUUUUAAGCAUUGUGCUGAUUGAAAGUAAAUCUGUUUUAUGUUUUUGUCUUCCUGUCCCAGCCCAUUUUUUAAAUGUUUAAUUUAGAAGACUUGCAUCAAUAUUGAUUUUUUUUCUGGCAUUGCUCAAAAUACAGUGUACACUUUUAUGUACACGUGAUCAUAUUUAAGUUUGUUGCAUAAAAUAAAUGCUUCUAGGUGUCACAA
Molecule: messenger RNA, 5506 nt
Organism: Anolis sagrei ordinatus
Lineage: Eukaryota; Metazoa; Chordata; Lepidosauria; Squamata; Anolidae
Gene: PDS5A
Product: PDS5 cohesin associated factor A
Biological process (GO): DNA repair; mitotic sister chromatid cohesion
Cellular component (GO): nucleus; chromatin
Source: RefSeq, a predicted model, not a curated record